Messenger RNA from Phlebotomus papatasi, 1213 nucleotides. It is a transcript of the gene lmgA, whose product is annotated as anaphase-promoting complex subunit 11. Gene Ontology annotation, molecular function: ubiquitin protein ligase activity; zinc ion binding; cullin family protein binding. Gene Ontology annotation, cellular component: nucleus; anaphase-promoting complex. The coding region runs from base 128 to 385 and encodes 85 amino acids. Lineage: Eukaryota; Metazoa; Arthropoda; Insecta; Diptera; Psychodidae. Gene Ontology annotation, biological process: positive regulation of mitotic metaphase/anaphase transition; protein ubiquitination; anaphase-promoting complex-dependent catabolic process. The transcript is spliced from 2 exons. The record is from RefSeq and is a predicted model, not a curated record.
GCGCUGUCAGUCGCUCUUUGACGUUUUGACUUGCAAAAAUUGCGUGAUUUUCAAAGUGAAAAUUCUGUGUGAAAAACCAGUGAAAAUCACCUAAUUUUCUAAUGUCCAGGCAGCUAAUAUAGCAAUAAUGCGAGUUACGAUCAAAAGCUGGACGGGUGUUGCUACAUGGCGAUGGAUAGCCAAUGAUGAUAACUGUGGCAUCUGCCGGAUGGCCUUUGAGAAUUGCUGCCCAGAGUGUCUGAAUCCCGGAGAUGACUGUCCACUUGUCUGGGGCGCCUGCUCGCACUGCUUCCACAUGCACUGCAUCGUCAAGUGGCUAAAUUCCCAGCCCAUCACUCAGCAGUGUCCCAUGUGUCGUCAGAGCUGGAAAUUCAAUGAGAAGUAGAGAGACAUUGUUCCACUGGCCAGCUCCUGCAUUUAUCUCAAUCCCACCCCCAAGUUUUCCCCCCUUUGAGUGUUCAGUGUGAAAAAGACUAUUCUGAUCAAAGUGUUUUAGUGACAAUCUCUGUGUGAAAAGUGACCAGGAAUCGGCCUAAGAAUCAACAACGAAUCAGAAGAAAAGGUGAGUCAAUUCCUCUUAAAUUUAUUUUGAACCAUUAAUAGGGGAAGCCGGGGUUUAAUCAGACAGAAAUGUUCAUCAGUCUGAUUUAAAUUAAUUUGCUUGUUUAUUCUGUCUCGGUUUACUCUUAACUGAAAUUACUUCAUGAAAUCUCCAGUUACAAGGAAACCUUUAAGUUCUUUAGACGGAUGAUUAGCUUUCAAUACUUAAAUAGCGUCCAGAACGUUUGGGAGAUUUCUAAUUAGUCGGGUUUUAUUGGGAACUUAUCUCUAUGCACCUUUGCCAAAGAUCAAGUUCCUCAAAUUGUCAGCCGAGAGCUCUGGAAAAAUUUGAUGAGUUUUCCCUUAAUUAAAUUGUUCCCCGAUGAUUUCCGGAAUUUUUAUAAAUUAAAUAUACUUUACCGGUUUAUCUUUGCAAUAAAUAAUUUAAAUAAUAAAAUAAAUAAACAUUAAAUAUAUAAUAGAUCAGUAUAUUAAAGAGAUGGCAAAGCGUCCCAGCUUUGCGGAAGCUUUUGGUAUUACUGAUCUACUGGAGAUCAAAUUGAUCCAUAAAUCACAAAAGCAUUUGAAAAUCAAAAAAUCGGUACUUAACCGGUUCAUUACCGAUUAGGACCGGUGCAGUCGGGUUCGAAAUUGCAAUACUUUUCCAAAAAAA